AUGGUUGUUCCAGUGAUGGUUGCUCCAGUGAUGGUGGUUUCUGCCCCUCUUGGGCUGAUCUCUCCUGCCGCGUUCAUGUCUGGAGAGGUUGCAACCUUGCUACACGAGUCCAAGCAGAAGCCGUAUCUGACACCCUUCAGCAAUGUCCCUGGUACCUAUGGUCCUUUUAUGGUGCCCUACACCCCUAGCCGCCCCGCCACGUACAAUGACCGCGUCGACCGCGGUGGACUGCGUGAUGUUCCGGGUCUCGACAACCGCCGUGCCUCCUACUCCACGACCGCGACUGAGUCCACUCCCGGUACUCCCUUCUUCGGAGCCACAUCGGACCGUCACAACAUUCCUCGCGUCAUCUCCGCGGACCGCUCCAGCUACACCACUCCUUCCCCCCAGCAGUUUGCUGUAUCUGGAGUCAUUGGUCCUGUCACUACCAAGGGCAAGCGUGUCGCCGAGGCUGAGCUGCAGGCUCUUGUUGAGCAGGACCCUCCCAUCCCUGCUGCCGUUCCAGCCGUCUUCACUACGCCUGAGCAGCGCAAGACUCUUGAGCAGUGCCUCGAGAACCGCAUCGAGGGAAACAAAAACGUCUAUAUCCGCGGCCUGCACCCUACCACCGAUGAUGAUCUGCUGUCCAAGUAUGCUGCCCGUUUCGGAGAGGUUGAGCAGAGCAAAGCCAUCAUUGACACGGCUACGGGAGCCUGCAAGGGCUUCGGUUUUGCCAAAUUCAAGGACGUCCGUGACUCGGAGAAGUGCAUCCAGGGUUUCUACCUCCUCGGCUACGAGGUCGGUUUUGCUCGGGAGAGCUUCAAUGCCCGACUGAAGGCUGAGGGUGAUGAGGGCUCUACCAAUCUCUACAUUUCCAAUCUUCCAAAGUCGAUCACCGAGGCUCAACUGGUUGCCAUCUUCGAGCCCUACCAGAUCCUGUCCAGCAAGAUCCUGCGCGACAGCAUGGGCAAUAGCCGCGGUGUCGGAUUCGCUCGUUUCGAGUCUCGUGACGUUUGUGAGGAGAUCAUCAAGCGCUUUCACGGCCAGGCCAUCGGUGAUGAGUGCUUCCUAAUGCAGGUCCGCUAUGCCGACACUCCUGCCCAGAAGGAGUUGAAGCGUAUCACUGCCGAGCGCCGCCAGUACCGUACCAACGAGUACAAUAUCGGUGCCUACGGAACCAUGGCUGUUGGUAUUAGCCCCUCGAUCUACAACACGCAGGGAAAUUGGAACCGUUCUCCCCGCUUCUCUGAGCAGGGUACGGGUCCCACUUCCUCCAAUGAUGGAUCUGCCGAUGAGGGCAUGACGGUCGCUGGCACCCCCACCGACCGCAAGUCUCACUCGUCUCCCAUCACCAAGAAGGAGGCUGCCUAG
Molecule: messenger RNA, 1350 nt
Organism: Cryphonectria parasitica EP155
Lineage: Eukaryota; Fungi; Ascomycota; Sordariomycetes; Diaporthales; Cryphonectriaceae
Exons: 8
Coding region: 1-1350 (449 amino acids)
Cellular component (GO): ribonucleoprotein complex; nucleus; cytosol
Molecular function (GO): poly(A) binding; mRNA 3'-UTR binding; poly(U) RNA binding
Source: RefSeq, a predicted model, not a curated record